AUGUUAUCUUUGAGGGCAGCGACUUACAUGUCUAAAUACUGUUUCAGCCAGUUCAGAAUGGGUGGUCCAAUCAGGAUGUCUAAAGUAUCUGGCUACCAAGGAAGAACAAAUGAUAUUGUUUACAUGGAACCGUAUAACCGUGAAGAUAGCAAUUCGGUAGUUGUCUUUUUUGGAGGUGAUGUCCAGGAUUUUCCCGAAAACAUGGCAACCCAUCGGGACAAUAAGCAGUACAUCAAAUGGAACUUGGAAAACACCGCCGUGAUCCUGCAGUCUCACUUCCAGCAUGAGCACAUAGUCGUAGUUCGCCCCUCGAGAUUAGCUUCCCAUAAGCUUGCAACGUUUAUGGAGUUUCUUUCGCCAGAUCAGGAGCAAAGAAGAAUGGAAUUCAAAGUGUUCGCCUGCUAUGAUAAUUUUGUGCCUUCUAACAAUACCGGAGCCCCAGAACAUACCCCAAUGCACUACGCAUUACACCACUUGGAACGACUUCUCCAAAGCAUCGCCACCAACCUUAAAGAAAAGGAUGAAGAAGAGAAGAGAGACUUGAAGAAGGGAGAAGUGAAGCUGAUAGGUUUCAGCAAGGGCUGCGUCGUCCUCAACCAGUUCCUCUACGAGUUCCACUACCUGAAGACCCUCACGCCGGACGACGAGUCUCUCUCCCCUCUCGUCGCCCGGAUCACUGACAUGUACUGGUUGGACGGGGGUCACUCUGGUGGCAAGAACACUUGGAUCACAUCAAAGGGUCUCUUGGGAACUCUUGCUCGAUUAGGAAUUAGGGUCCACGUUCAUGUCACGCCUUACCAGAUCUGUGAUGACAGAAGGCCAUGGAUCAGGAAGGAAGAAAAGGCAUUCUCUGAUUGGUUAAGGAAGUUGGGUUCUCCGGUGAAACGGAUGGUCCAUUUUGAAAACAGUAUUCCCAGCCUAAGCAUCCAUUUCGACGUCAUCGAUGCUGCGUUUAACUUCAGCGAGGGUGUCACUUAA
This is a messenger RNA of Nezara viridula (southern green stink bug), 978 nucleotides long. Lineage: Eukaryota; Metazoa; Arthropoda; Insecta; Hemiptera; Pentatomidae. The record is from the annotation of a GenBank genome assembly.